Molecule: messenger RNA, 6679 nt
Organism: Schistocerca gregaria
Lineage: Eukaryota; Metazoa; Arthropoda; Insecta; Orthoptera; Acrididae
Gene: lin-28
Product: protein lin-28 homolog
Exons: 4
Coding region: 341-949 (202 amino acids)
Molecular function (GO): nucleic acid binding; zinc ion binding
Source: RefSeq, a predicted model, not a curated record
GCAGAUGUCAGCGCGGAAUGCCGUGCUGCCCCCACCACCGGGCCGGUCCCGUGACGUAGCGGUUCGUGACGCCAGUGGAGGGGGGCACCGCGGAGCGACAGAUGUGAUUUGUGUUUUACUUUUUUUCUUCUUCUUUGUCCGCGCGCGGGGUCCGGUUUUAGAAGGCGGUGGCGCUAGAGGCACGCCGACUGCACGCUCGACACCUUUCCAGUUGUAGUGCGGCCGUCGCGCGGAGCACAUGUGGCGGGAGCGCUGUGACCGGGGUCUAGCCGCCAGUCAAGCCACGCGGUCCUAGAAUGGGGUGCCGGCACGUUCUGAGCUGAGCAGCAGUGCGCCACCGAUGGACCGAGACCGGCUCUCCGCCCCAGGGUCGGUGGGCGGCAGCACGUCGCCAGGCGGUGAUGAGACGCGCGGCCGGCGGCGGGGCCGCUGCAAGUGGUUUAACGUCGCCAAGGGCUGGGGCUUCAUCACGCCCGACGACGGCGGGCAGGACGUCUUCGUGCACCAGAGCGUCAUCCAGAUGACAGGCUUCCGCAGCCUGGGCGACGACGAGGAGGUGGAGUUCGAGUGCAAAGCGUCGGACAAGGGCCUGGAGGCGACGCUGGUGACAGGGCCGUCGGGCGCCGACUGCUGCGGCAGCCACCGGCGGCCCGUCUCCAAGAAGAGGUUCCGCAAGAUCAGAUGUUACAACUGCGGCGAGUUCGCGAACCAUAUAGCGGCGAAAUGCACCAUGGGUCCGCAGCCCAAGCGCUGCCACCACUGCAAAUCGCAGGACCACCUCAUCGCGGACUGCCCCUCCCGGCCGGAUCGGAACAAAAAGUCUCCGUCGAUGGCAGUGCCAUCUGCUGGCGCUGGAGGCGAAGCUGAACAUCCAGAGACGUCCGCGGCGGUGCCGCCAGAUGGCGAAGCUAGCGUCCAGCCCUCUACCACCACAGCGGGCGGAGAGUAAUACACACGCACACAUUCUCGCACAGUUUGUUUCCGAUAUCAUCCCUUGCUGUCUCCCGUAUCAUCUCUUGCUGUCGUUAAUGCCCCAUAUUCAUCAACAUGUCAAUAAUACCAGUAUGCAUCCCAGAUCAGAGAGAAUAAUGCGAAGCAAAUUAUUAAUUUCAACUUCUAUAAUGCGUUCGUUUGUCUUUUAAUCGUUUGCCCCCUGUUUUCUGCAAGAAUUGCUGUCUUUAGCAAACAAAAAUUUCUAGAAGAACGUUGAUAUAUUUGCAUAUUUCAUUUCUCAUUAUUCUAUACAGUAUCACGCGUAAUUGUCCUUCCUCAACACCACUAACGAUCGGCCGAAAUAUUUCAACUUAAGUCUACUGCAGUGACGGUGUUACACAGCUAUUUCAUUCGGCAGCAAUAUUAACUGGAUAAGCAACUUGCAUUUGUUUUCACAUGUACCAGAAAAAACGUAUGUCCCUUGCCUGAAAAUAACUUAAAUAUGUUGAAUAAUAAUUAACUCUCCAUGCUAACACACAACUGGCGAUAUCACUUCUGUUUCAAAGAAGAGUCUCAGAGUAUCACUGAGGCAAUGUGCCUAGAAACACACUAUGAGAGAGAAAAAGUCAAUCGAGUUGAUGACGAUAAAAUUAAAAUGACCCUUGUUCUGUAGUGAUAAACAUACCUGAUUUGUUCACAGCUGCUCACAGGGACAAAGCUAUCUAUUACUUUACCAAGGUCUUUUUAUAUGCUUCCUUGCAGAUCUUCUUUCAUUGUCGGUACUUCACAAUAUAUUAUACAUCUCAGGAAAUAUUAUUUUACAGGCACAGUUAUGGCUUUUCUCCAUAAUCAUAUCUGAAUAUUAAUUACAUCUAGGUCUGUGCUAUUUGGAACUUCAGUAUGGUUGUUCUGAAGAAAGUAAUUGUUACAAUAUGAACCUGUAUGUUUCAAAAUUGAACUACAGUCUGCAGUAGAAAAAUGAAGUGGAUGUACUCACUCUCGAGUGAAGUUCUCAAAGACUGAACGUUACAGACAUCUGGUCUAACUGACACCAGUAUGUGAAAAUUAGACAUGGAAUCUUAAAUUUAUGAACCAAAGAUUUUCUGCAUGUGAAAGGAUGAAACACAAUUUGAAGAACUGUCAGGUUCUUGCUACAAUAAGAAACUGAGAAAAGCAAACAGUACCCAGAGAGGAAUGAAGGUCACAUCUUAAACUUGUUUUAUAUAGCUACCUUACAAAGAAAGAUACAGUACAUACUGCUGCCAGACAGACCACAAAUUCUUACAGUGUGUGCAACCAUAGUAAUGUCUGCUGCAGUCUGUAGUACAUAAAAACAAAUAAGAAGUAUCUUGCCUAUGUUAUCAGAUGUGAUUUCAAUGGAAGAGAUGAAUACUUACUUAACCAUUUGCAUAUUGCAUGUAUCCAAAAACAUUAUCAAAGGUUUAAAUCUGCUGUUAGCAUUUUGUUAAGAAGAAUGUAAGAUAAGUAUAUCUGUUUUAUUACAUUUUCUACACUUCAUGCAUGUCUCAGAGAAAUGCAUACCUGUGCUUGAAUAUUUUUACUACACUGUUUCUCUCUUGUUUUAACCCUGAGAUAUUUUAUAAUUUUGUCCAGUAAUUGAUAGGAUUUUAUUCUGUCAAUUCCUGGAUACGAAAAAGAUUCUCAGAAUGCUUAAAUGAAAGAAAUCAGGCUUCAAAAAUCUAUGAAUCUGAAGAGAUUUAAAAGGCAGAGAACGUCCAUAGUUUUUUUUUUUUUUUAAGUGGGGAUUCAUAAGGUUAUCAUGAGAUCAGCAUGCCAUUGUUCUGUUUGUCCUUUUGCAUUGAUUAUCUUUAGCAACUACCUAUAGGUAAUCAGUUAUGUACCCCACAGCAAUGUAUUGCUUAUCCAGGACAUGAUAUAUUUAAAUUUGCAAACUUUAGGCAGCACAAAUCUGUCCUCACAGAUACUAUUUACUCUGUUGGAUACAAAUAAUUAUGUCAGUAGUUUAUAAAGUUGAUGUCAUUGUUUCCAUAUCUAACGCAACCAUAUAAAUAAUUAUUCUGGGAACCUAUCACAGUAUUCCAAAUUUUCACGCAGAAAAUAAAAAAAAAGUUUUCUUUUCAAGAUUAACUGGUUUGUGAGAGACAACGUAAAAUUUGAUGCUGCUGUAUAUUUUCAGCUAUUUGUUGUACCACUCGUCACUGAAAAAGAUCUAAAGUACCAAAAUAUUUCCACUGAUGUGCACAAAUACGAGCCAGAGAAGUAGAAGAGUGCAUUAUGCAAUACAAAAUCUGUAUACGGAACCAGAGUUGUAUAAAUACUAUUGAUGUAAUUAAUUGAGAGAACAAAGAAGGAAAAUUUCAUCAUAAAAUUAGUGAAAAUAAUCUAUUGAAUUGUCAUGAGUUGUUAAAUUCUGUAGUAAAUAAGAAAAUUAAUUUUAAGAGUGCUGUCAAAAAAUGUUAGAAGUGAUUUAUGAUUACUUGAAAUUAUUCAGGAGAAAACUAGGUGUGCAAUUUUCUUCUCUUGGUGUUGUAACUACACACAUAAUACAUCUCAGAUGGAGGUGUAUUGGCAGUGGAGUGCCUCACAGAAUAACAAAAUUGAACAUAUCGAGCUGUGAAUUGAGGUUGGGAUUGAGGAAGUGAGAUGUGAUUGAUUAGUGUGUCAUACGGAUGCAGUUAUUACUGUCUCAUGAAUCUACUGCAAUAUAGUUGUACUGUUGCCAAAGAGGCAGAUACUUUCUUCUGUAUUGUACAUAAUUCUGGAACUAUUUUGCAGUUUUGUUAGUUAGAAUUUCUACCAGUCUGGUUGGACAUUCAGUUCUGUUAUCAUUUUCAUUUUUUGUUGCAGUAAUCCAGUAGCAUAGAUUAUGAGAUUCCAAUGACUGUAUGCUCUACUGAUUUGAUCAAAUGUAAUGGCAUGUGCAUUUAACCAGAAACAAUUUUAAUAGCGUAUAUUUGUUUAUAUAGAUAUAUUAUAGUGAAUCUAAAACAGUGAUAGUUAAUGCACUGAAAUUGCAAUACAUAUGAUAGAAAGACAAUUCCACUAUGUUGGAAUUUCAGGAAACAUUCAAAUGGUGCAUUGCCCCCCAUUACGGUGAGUGUUCCUAAGUCAUUUUGCCUUGCCACAAAACAAAACCAUUUUUUCAAACAUCUCAUUUUUUUUAAAAUUUGAUAACCACAGAUUGUGAUCCAUAUGCUGCAGUAAACACAGGAUGAACACUUCUCAAGUAGGCUCUAUGUGUAGAAUUGUUCUUUGCUACAGAAUUCUACAUUUGUUUGUAUUCUGUUUCAUAUUUAGAGAAAAGUGCUUUGCCACUACCAGUCAGUGUAGAUCAAAGCUUCUGUAACUGUAAUUAAGAAAUACGAGUAAUUUUCUGCUGUAGUGUUCCAGUGAUAUUCACAAAGCAUUUUAUGUCAGAUUCAAUUAUUUUUGUACUUGCACAGAUCAACUCCCUCUACAACUGUCUUCACUGCAGUUUAUUAUGUAUAACCAGCAAAUGUGAAAUGCAUAGUGUUUUGAACUGUGAGUCAGUGCUGAAGGGACAGCUAUGAUUUUCAGGCUGUUGUUGUAAACCCCAAAUUAUAUCAAUUGAGAUCUUAGUUUCCUGUGUUUUCAGAUCAAAAGAAAUCAGUUUGUGUAAUUUGUGGUAUGUUUAGCUGAUGAACAACUUAAUGUCUGUAUUGAAUGUCAGCAGCUUUCUUUUUUCUUUUUGAAAAACUACCUGUAGUACAAUUUCAUCAUCAAAUUUUACCAUGAAAACAAAUUACAGUUAAAUAUUCAUUAACUCUUGGGACCAAGCUAAUGCCUUGUCGUUACAAUGUUCAUAUAAUCACAGUAGGCUUACAUUCAUUACAGAAUGCUUGUGCUGCAUCAACAGUAAUCACAAGUGUGUUAUGGGGUAUCACAAUGAAGAAGUGGAGUGACUAGAGUAACAGCUUGUGUUGCCAUUUUUCUAUGACGUAUACAUUUUAACACUAGCAUUUGAAGAGAAUUAUGUCAUUGCAUUUUACAGAAAUAUUUUUAUACUAACCAUAUUUUCUAUAGAGAAGAAUUUGUAAGUUGACUCACCAAGCAUUGAAAAUGUAAACUAGGAAACAUAAAACACAUCCUUAACUUCCAAGCCUCUGAUCUCAUUCAGAUGCAAUUUCAUUACAUGUGAAAGUGUUGUCUUCACACAUUUAAAUUAUCAGAAAUUGUUAAUAUUGAUUUUUUUUAUUCGGUGCUUUUCAUUUUAAUAAAUUUGAAAGUUUAUUUAAAAAGAAAAUUAUGCAAUGUAUGUAUGUAAAUUUAUUAACGUAUUUAUUUUAAAUAUUAUUUUGAUUAUCUGGUAUUAAAGCAUGUCAUUAUUUUCAUUUGCUGUGUGCAUAAUUUUUAGUAUGGUACUCCCCACAACACUGGACUUACUGGAAUAACAGACAAUAAUGUUCAUAGAAUGCAGACAUAAAAAUGGCAACACUGUGAAAUACCUUUUGUGGUGUGUGGUGUGAUUUGAAUUAGUAUACAUCAUUUUAAGUUAUUUAAUCAAAAUAGUUUUAAAAGGCAUCAAUUUCUGGCAUUAAAACAGAUAUUCAACAUGACAAGUUCUGUGCAGAAUUUGAAGACUGUUUAAUCUAAUUGUAGAACAUUUCUAUCAUUGUAUACUUUUAAUUACAUGCAGUAUCCAUUUCACAAUAGCCAUAAUUGAAUAUUUUUAUCACUGUAUGUUAGCUGUUGUGUGAUGACCUGAUGUGUGUGCAUUUAUAUACUGUACUGAGUUGAUUCUGAAUUGGCCAGGAAAAUUUACAUGUUAUUGUACUUGAUGCUCAAGAAAUUGGUGCCUCUGAGAUGACUGGGUCACGAAGUUGUUUUAUUUAAGCAGUUUUGUAACUUUCUUUUAGAAAUAAGGUUCCUAUGCAAAAGACUACUGUCCAUUAACUACCUCAGAAAGAUUUUUAACAAAUUACAGUAAGUCUUGAGUACAAGGUAGAUGUCAUUAGCAUUACAGUUGUCUAGGUUGUAAGUAACUUUCUUCCUGUUGACAGGAGUGAAGCAUAGGAGUUUUAGGGCAUUAUUUUUACAUUGUUUUGUGUUUUAAUGUAUUCUUGCAGUUGUUGGUAGUAUUAUGUAGGAUUCUUGCAGAUCAAAAAUUAUUCUCUUCAGAUGAUUUGUAUAGUGUUGUUCUAUUUUUGUAGUACGUUUUCAUGAAGCUAGAGGCUAUGCACACUUUCUUAAUCUAUGUGUUUCAACUACACAGGAAACAAGAGUAUUUCAUCACAAAUCAUUAUUAUCAGAAGCAAAUAAUAAAUUAAAUUUUCCUUUAAGAGAGUGCACAUGUUUUUGAAAUGACAGAAACAUUUUGUCAAUGUGUAAUUAAAAAUACAGAUAUAACUAGCAUCAUGCAAACAUUUAUACAAUUUAUUAAUUUUGAAUCAGUGUUGCUUUUGUGUGACUAUGUCUCAUGUGCAGUUUUGGUGCAACUGAUACAGGUGUUGCACCAAAAUUCAUGUACUGUCUCUGUUGUUUACACUGAAGAAAGAAAAGAACAUAAAUUGAGUGACUCAAGCAGCAUAGUGAGAAUUGCUGUUGCAAGAAUAAGAUUUAACUGAUUAAACAAGUUCCAUUCACACAUCAAAAUCUCAGGGACUUUUCCAUAUUCUCCAUAGUACCUACUGAGCACACGUUGGAAGAAAGUGAGUGUAAGGAUGUUAAACUUAAAUGCAUUGUAGAAAGGAUUUUGUACAGAACCACUUGUUGUUUUUAGAAUAAACAGAAACAACAAAUGCUA